This is a messenger RNA of Abrus precatorius (Indian licorice), 2382 nucleotides long. Its product is annotated as ankyrin repeat-containing protein At5g02620-like. NCBI's taxonomy places the organism in Eukaryota, Viridiplantae, Streptophyta, Magnoliopsida, Fabales, Fabaceae. The coding region runs from base 88 to 2262 and encodes 724 amino acids. Gene Ontology annotation, molecular function: protein binding. The transcript is spliced from 7 exons. The record is from RefSeq and is a predicted model, not a curated record.
UGUAAUGAAGGAAAAUAAGCGUUAUUGUGAUAUUAUUUCAUAUCAUUUGUGUUAACUAUCUAGCUUAUCUGGAUACAGAGGAAGAUCAUGACAAUGCAAGUCUCAAGUAAAAAGUUUGAACGAACUCCAAGUAUUCAGAAGGUAUUUCCACCCAAAAAUAAUGGCGAAAUCACUGGAUGUGACACAUGCUCUGUUCAGUUCAUCAACCAUCAAUGUAAUCCAUCAGAAAGCCAAAUCUGUCAAUGCUACGGUUCAAAACCACUUCUGUUAGAAGAUGUGGCCCCUUCCCCAAUAAAUCUCUCAUCUUCUAUUCCAGCCCAUGCGAUGGAACGUGCUGUGUCAAUAUAUCAACUGGUUCCUCCGUCAAGUACUUCUGCAAUUCCACCUCUUCACGCAGGUGAUCAAUUGGAUCUUGAACACAUUAACUUUUCAGGACCCCGCUCGAGUUCAUUUCCUGUUUUUGGAGAUAAAAUACCAGCAAAUCUUCACCUGUACUUGCCCUUAUAUAGAGCUGCAAUGAGAGGUGAUUGGGACAAGGCUAAUGUGUUCCUAAAUUUGCAUCCUGGCGCAGAGCGUGCCAGGAUUUCAAGAGGGUGGGAAACAGCUCUUCAUAUUUCUGCUGGUGCUAAACACAUCAAAUUUGUGGAGGAACUGAUCAAAAGAAUGCGAAGUAAGGACUUGGAAAUUCAAGACAAAGAUAACAAUACUGCACUUUGUUUUGCUGCAAUAUCAGGGGUUACCAAGAUAGCAAAGCUGAUGGUGGAAAAGAAUAGAAACUUACCUGGAAUACGAGGUAGUGAAGGGGUGACACCACUUUAUAUAGCUACAUUACUGGGUCAAAAGGACAUGGUUUGGUAUCUCUAUUCAGUGACCAAUCAUGAGGAUCUAAAUACAGAAGACUACUUUAGCCUAUUAAUUGCUGCUAUAUCUACAGAUUUAUAUGAUUUUGCCUUACAUAUACUUGAGCGUCAACCACUAUUAGCAACUUAUCAUGGUUUGAAUGGGGAGACAGCCCUGCACGUGUUGGCAAGAAAACCGUCAUCAUUUACCAGUGGCAUUCAACUAGGAAUAUGGGAAAGAUGCAUCUAUCCAUGGAUUCAAGUCAAACUAACAAAAGAUUACAGAUGCCAGGCUAGCAACUUCCAAUCCCAGGUGCCUUCAACCUUUCAAGGUGCAGAUAAUCUAUUGUUGACUGGACUUUGGUGGGCUGUCAAAUAUCUUGUGCCAGGAUUUGAAGCAGUUCAGAAGAAAAGAAUAUUGAAUUCACAGGCUUUAGAGUUAGUUCAACGUCUUUGGAAAGAAAUAGUGUCUUCAAAAGAAAUACAGCAAGGAGACUUAAUUAGAAGCCCUUUGUCACGACCCCUAUUUAUUGCUGCUGAAUUUGGAAUCCCUGAGAUUGUAAAUGAGCUUCUUGAGUCAUAUCCAGAUCUACGUAAGAAAGUUGACAGCCAAAAAAGAAGCCUUUUCCACAUUGCAGUGAUGUAUCGUCAGGAAAAAGUAUUUAAACUGAUUUAUGACAUAGGGGCACAAAAGGAUCUGAUAACUUCCUACAGAGACAAUAACAAUCACAACAUAUUGCAUUUAGCUGGAAAAUUGGCCCCUUCAGAUCAACUUCAUGUUGUAUCCGGUGCAGCACUGCAGAUGCAAAGGGAAUUAUUGUGGUUCAAGGAGGUGGAAAAGAUCAUACAGCCUCUUUUCAAGGAGAUUAAUGAUUCCAAAGGUAAGACACCUCAAAUGUUAUUUACUGAGGAACACAAAGGGUUGGCCAAAGAAGGAGAAAAGUGGCUGAAGAACACUGCUUCAUCAUGCAUGCUAGUUGCAACACUCAUUACCACUGUGAUGUUUGCAGCUAUCUUUACUGUUCCAGGUGGGAACAACAAUAAUAAUGGGUAUCCUAUUUUAAUGCAUACUGUACCCUUCAAAGUUUUUGCUCUCUCAGAUGCUCUUGCAUUGUUCUCCUCGGUAAUAUCGGCGCUGAUGUUUUUGUCCAUACUCACCUCAAGAUAUGCACAGGAGGAUUUCCUUGUGUCACUGCCUAAAAGGUUGAGUGUUGGCAUUGCAACCCUUUUCUUCUCCAUCAUUACAAUGCUCAUAGCUUUUGGUGCAACAUUUUUCAUUGUACUUGGCCAUCAAUUGGCAUGGAUUGUCAUUCCAAUUACCUUUGUUGCUUGUAUACCAGCAACAUUGUUUGCCUUUUUACAGUUUCCUCUUCUUGUUGAUACAAUCUCGUGUACAUAUGGACCUGGCUUAUUUGCUCAUUGAGGUAUUAGGCAAAUGCAAUUCAACAUUAGUGUGAUGCUUGAGUUUGAGUUUGGUUUUGAGCUCUUAGUUCUAUUCUAUGUCUGCUAUCCCUCUAUCUAUGUUAUAUAUAUUUGGUAAUUC